GCGGGCCGCCACCGUCGCGUUACCUCAUUGUGCGCGCCGCCACACCUUGGGCCAGGGCCACCUUUAGCAAUCGCCGAAACGGUAAUAGGGACGGCGGCGACGCUGACGAUGCUUAGGGGAAGUAGGAUCAGGGGGGGGACGCAUCGAUCCCCAAUCGCCCAUUGAUCGCCGAUAGGGGCCCGAUAGCCCGCCCCGCCCAGGAACGCGCGGAUUCGCUAUCGGAGCCUAUCGCCGACCUAUGGACAAUGCAUCGCCGAUUCCGGGUCGAUGUUUCCCCCCCUGAGCCAGUCCCCCCCUACCGUUCCCCCUCAGAUGUUCGGAAGACAAAGACUUCCAACGCCUUGGCAGAACAGCUGGAACGGCCUCGGGAGGUUGUUUUUGGGUUCCUGGGCCAUCGAGAGACGAUCCGCGACGGAAGUCGGGUCCGGCGACGGGGUCGCGAGUUGUGGGGUCCCCCUGUCAUGAAAAAAUGCGACGCUGGAAGUCUGGGUAGGUGCUGGCGUUUGCGAUGGCGAGUGCCGCCUCGGCCGCUGCCGGAGACGCUGGCGCCGACCGUUGCGCGGAGCCAGAGCAGGGCAGCCAGGAUGUGGCCGAACAGUUUCGGCUGUCUGCUGCGGGGGGCACCGACCCCUGCUCUGCGCAGGUCUUGUCGACGGCGUGGCUCAUGUUCCCGUACGGGAUGGGCGCGAAGCUCAACAAUUACGUGAACGAUUUGCUGGUGGCGAUGCACAGGGGCCAAUCGUUCGCGGUCUGCGUGGGGCCCGAUGGUGACCUGUCUUUGGACCCAUAUUUUCGCGACGUCGGAUUGCCGCGCUGCCUUCACUGCAAGGGUCCGCAGCUGGACUUGUUGGACGAGUUCCCCGUCCUGAUGUACGGCACCAUCUCCCGCCGCCGCACGGAGGAGGUAAAGGCGUUGUUGUACCAGACGCUGUUCCAGCCCACGGCGCUGCUGGACUCACUCGUGGGCGACCUCGCGCAGACGUUGGGCAUCUCCUCCCAGAGGUACGUGGGCGUGCACGUGCGCCGGAGGGACAAGUGGCGCGAGGCGCAGCCCGUACCGCUCGAGGCAUACGCGCACGUGGCCACCCACCUGUGCGGGGUCGUCAACGCCACGAGGGUGUACCUGGCGACGGACGACCCCAACGGCACGGAGGCCAGCCUGAGGGCGCUGCUGGGGCCGGGCAUACUCGGGGUUGGUCGUGCGGGCCGCGCCGCCCGAGUCGCUCGAGGCACGUGGCGCCUACACCAACCACCAACGCGUCCGUGCUCGUCCCGGUGCUGACCGACAUGGAGAUGUUAACCCGGGCGGCCGCCUUCGUGGGCACCGCCAGCAGCAACGUUGGCCGCUUCGUCUACUUCCGGCGCGGGGCUGGACGGCUCUCGGUGUCCCUGGACGACCACGGUGACUUCCUCCGAAGGCCGACGUGAGUGCCUGCCCGCCGCUUGCAGGAGCGCCAGGUGUUCUCCAGUGGUCGCUGCGUGCCUGUCGGCUUGCUGCAGCACCACAUUGGGGUGUUGGUAGCCCCUCUACUUGCCCACGCAGGCGUGUGCUUAAAAGUGUUUGGGCAGCGUGUUGCUUGAGCAUGUCCUUUGUGUUUUGCGUGUGCGCCGCAUGAGGAGUAGAAAGCAAGUAACGAUACGGACAAUGACAUUCAUAAUGCACGAAUGUGGGAAGAUGGGAA
Prorocentrum cordatum is the source of this 1682-nucleotide messenger RNA. The record is from the annotation of a GenBank genome assembly. Lineage: Eukaryota; Dinophyceae; Prorocentrales; Prorocentraceae.